Messenger RNA from Psilocybe cubensis, 3819 nucleotides. RefSeq lists its product as uncharacterized. The record is from RefSeq and is a predicted model, not a curated record. Bases 1 to 3819 code for a protein of 1272 amino acids. Gene Ontology annotation, molecular function: actin filament binding; microfilament motor activity; ATP binding. The transcript is spliced from 16 exons. Gene Ontology annotation, cellular component: actin cytoskeleton; myosin complex; plasma membrane. Gene Ontology annotation, biological process: endocytosis; actin filament organization; vesicle transport along actin filament. Lineage: Eukaryota; Fungi; Basidiomycota; Agaricomycetes; Agaricales; Agrocybaceae.
AUGGCACCAUCGAAAAAGGCUGGAAAGAAGGUGACUCCAGCCGCUAAAAAGUCAGCUGGCCAGUCGAAGGUUGCGAAGGCAGAUUGGAAGGAGGGCUUCAAGAAGAAGCAGGUCGGGGUAGCGGACAUGACAUUGCUGACCACUAUCAGCAACGAGAGCAUCAACGACAACCUUCAAAAACGAUGGACCAAUGCCGAAAUUUACACUUACAUUGGCUCUGUCCUGAUAUCAGUCAAUCCUUUCAGAGAUCUCGGCAUAUACACGGAUGAAAUCUUGAAAAGAUACCAGGGCAAGAACAGGCUAGAAGUCCCUCCCCAUGUAUUCAGCAUUGCAGAAAGUGCAUAUUACAAUAUGAACGCAUACCAUGAAAAUCAAUGCGUGAUCAUCACUGGAGAAUCAGGAGCAGGAAAGACAGAGGCCGCUAAGAGAAUCAUGCAGUACAUUGCCGCCGUUUCUGGGGGACAGGAUAGCAGCAUCCAGGAGAUCAAGGACAUGGUUCUGGCAACCAAUCCUUUGCUUGAAAGUUUCGGGUGUGCCAAAACGUUGCGCAAUAAUAACUCUAGUCGACAUGGGAAAUAUCUCGAAAUCAUGUUCAAUAGUAGAGGAGAGCCUGUGGGUGCUCAGAUCACAAAUUAUCUUUUGGAGAAGGGCAGAGUUGUAGGGCAAGUUGAGAACGAGCGCAACUUCCACAUUUUCUAUCAAUUCACCAAAGCGGCAUCCGACGAACAACGAGAGGCGUUUGGAUUACAGGGUCCAGAGGCGUAUUUAUAUACCAGCAUGAGCAACUGUCUUUCUGUCUCCGAUAUCGACGAUACGAAAGACUUCCAUGAUACAUUGCAAGCCAUGCAAGUCAUCGGUUUAACUCCAGAAGAGCAACAUGAGAUCUUCAAAAUGCUCGCUACCAUUUUGUGGGUUGGCAAUGUUCAAUUCGAAGAAAAUGACGAUGGCAAUUCUUCCAUCGCUGAUACAGGGGUCACGGACUUUAUUGCAUAUCUCAUGGAAGUUGACGGCGAGCAAGUUCAAAAAGUUCUUACUUCAAGGAUCAUGGAAACUAGCAGAGGUGGCAAGCGAGGCUCGGUAUAUGAAGUUCCAUUGAAUCCUGCUCAGGCAUCUUCUGGACGCGAUGCCCUCGCAAAAGCCAUUUACAACAACUUGUUCGAAUGGAUCGUAUCUCGUGUCAACGUAUCCAUGAAGACGCGUUCAGCACACGCACAGGUCAUUGGUAUCUUGGAUAUCUUCGGUUUCGAAAUUUUCGAGGACAAUUCGUUUGAACAGCUUUGCAUUAAUUACGUCAACGAAAAACUGCAACAGAUCUUUAUCGAGCUUACACUGAAGACGGAGCAAGAAGAAUACGUCCGGGAACAGAUCAAGUGGACACCAAUCAAGUACUUUAAUAACAAGAUCGUCUGUGACCUUAUCGAAGAGCGCCGCCCCCCUGGAAUAUUUGCGGCCCUCAACGACGCUUGCGCGACUGCUCACGCCGAUCCCGCAGCUGCCGAUAACAGCUUCAUGCAACGUGCUUCGGGACUAGCUUCCAAUCCACACUUUGAGGCUCGCGGUGCCCAAUUUUUGGUUCGCCAUUAUGCCGGAGACGUCAUGUACAACGUAUCGGGAAUGACAGAUAAGAACAAGGACUCUUUGAUCAAAGAUUUACUGGAUCUUAUUGCGAGCAGUGGAAAUUCCUUCUUGCAGACAUUGUUCCCUGAUCGGGUGGAUCCAAAUAGCAAGAAACGUCCGCCAACAGCAGGUGACAGGAUCAAACAAUCUGCAGGCGCUUUGGUUGAUAAUCUAAUGAAAGCCCAGCCAUCAUACAUUCGUACAAUCAAGCCAAAUCAAAAUCGAAGUCCGUCGGAGUAUGACUCAAAGGCUAUUCUCCACCAAAUCAAGUAUCUUGGUCUCCAGGAAAACAUACGGGUUCGCCGAGCAGGAUUUGCAUACCGAAAUACAUUUGAGAAAAUGGUUGAACGUUUCUACUUGCUGUCACCGAAUACAUCAUACGCAGGAGAAUAUACUUGGUCUGGUGAUCCUAAAUCUGGAUGUCAACAAAUCCUGAAAGACACAGGCAUUGCGCCAGAGGAGUGGCAAAUGGGUGUCACAAAAGCCUUCAUCAAGAACCCAGAGACGUUGUUUGCUCUAGAGACAAUGAGAGAUCGCUACUGGCAUAACAUGGCUGGCCGCAUUCAAAGAGCCUUCCGAAACUAUAUGCGUUAUAAGCACGAAUGCGCGCGUCGUAUUCAACGCUUUUGGAAGAACAAUAAGGAAGGGAUUGUUUAUUCCCAAAUUCGCGAUUAUGGGCAUCAGCUACUCGCCGGACGUAAAGAACGCAGGCGGUUCAGUCUGCUUAGCUACCGACGAUUUAUGGGAGAUUAUCUUGAUAUCAACGGCAAGAGUGCUUUGGGUGAGGAAUUGUCAGAAGCAGCUGGUAUCGGGCGUGAUAAUGUGGCUUUCAGCUCGAGAGCACAGCUGCUUGUGUCAAAGCUUGGGCGCUCGAGCAAGCCUAGUCCGCGAUAUCUAGUUCUGACAGCGAAAGCCAUUCAUAUUCUUGUUACCACGGCAAAAGACGGCCAGUACCUAACGACAUUGGAAAGAAAAAUUCCUCUUGUAACCAUAAAGAGCGUGGCUAUGUCUACCCUUCGUGAUGAUUGGAUGGCGAUAAAUGUUGGUUCCUCUGAAGAAGGAGAUCCCAUUAUUAGCUGCGUUUUCAAGACCGAAUUUGUAACGCAGCUUGUUAAACUGACCUCAUCAAACAUCAAUGUUGUCAUUUCCCCUAUGAUUGACUACGUCAAAAAGAAGGAUAAACGAGCGCAAAUCAAAUUUAUCAAAGACGAGACUGUCCCUCGAAAUGAUGUAUACAAGAGCCAUACAGUUCACGUCCCAUCAGGAGAACCUCCCAAUAGUGUGUCACGCCCUCCAGCGAAGAGAAAGCCGGGAGUUGUUCGUCCAAUUACUCAGGGAAAAUUAUUAAGGGCUGGUGGCCCAGAUAAGAAAUCCCAACCCGCAAGGGCAAAACCCAAACCUGCCACCCAACCGUUACCGGGCCAAACGACAUCAAGUACUCUCAAAUCCACCCCUAUGCCGAUAUCGACACCUGCGGUUGCAAGCAAUGGUGCUAAGUCAAAACCACCUCCAGCACCACCUCGUAACGUUGCUCCUCCCCCUCCUCCCCCUCCUCCCAAGCAACCUGAAGUACCGCUUUACCGAGCUAAAUUUGCAUUUGAAGGGCAGGAAGGCGAAAUGUCUUUGAAAAAAGACGACGUGGUUGAACUGGUAGAGAAGGACGACAACGGCUGGUGGCUAGUGAAAAAAGACGGUCAGGAAGGGUGGGCGCCUAAUAAUUACCUUGAGCUUAUCCCACCACAGCCUGCAGCACCAGCAGCUCCACCACCACCUCCACGAAACAAGGUUCCAGCUCCUACAGCAGUCAAAAUUACACCUUCUGCGGUUACUGCUAAUCCAUCUGCAAAGCCUGUCUCAGUUUUCCCAGGAAUGGCUGCUGCCAAUGGCUCUGCAACUCCCUGGAAAAAGGCGCCAACCAGUGAUGACAACUCCCCAGCCAGCUCGCGCCCAUCAAGCUCUUUAGGUUCCAAACCGCCGCCUCCCGUCGCCACAAAACCUAAACCAACACCUCCUCCCAUCGGUGCUAAGCCUGGUGCCCCUAAGGUUGGCGCUAAGCCAGCAGUACCUUCUGCGCCCCGACCUCCGCCCGCUUCCUCAGGGCCAGUCAAAGGUUCUGUCACGAAACCAUCGACAGCACCAGGGCAAGUUGACCUUGCUGCUGCCUUAGCAAAACGUGCUCAGAUGAUGGGCAACGGUAACUAG